CACAGUAUUAAUUAAUGGGCUUUGAAAUCUUUCCCUUUCCCUCAUCCUCCCCACCAGCAUGACGUGAUUCCCUUUUGUUCUCAUUAAACCACACUCCCCCUCUACAAAACCCAGUUCACUGUCCCUUCACUCUUCCUCCUCACCUUACUGAACCAACAAUGGCUGUCGCGAGCUCUCUCUCCAUACUCUCUCUGAUUCUAUCUCUCUUCAAUGUCAGUCUCGCUCGUAAUCUCUACACCACAACAGUACUCGACGUCGCCUCCUCAAACCAACAAGCCCGCGACAUUCUCUCAUUCGACCCAUUACAAGCACGCGAAUCCUCUACUCAACAAUCCACCGAGCCAUGGUUGUUUUCCAAUACUUCUUCAUUCUCUCUCAACCUCCACUCUCGAGAAAUUGUUUACAAGACAUCCGUUGAGGACUACAAGAGCUUAGUUCUUACUCGACUAGAGCGCGACUCAGCCCGCGUCGACUCGCUUAACACAAAGCUCAAUCUCGCUUUGAAAGGCAUCAACAAGCAGGACCUUAAGCCAGUGGAGGUCGAGAUCCAACUGGAGGAUUUGUCAACGCCGGUUGUCUCCGGAACGAGCCAAGGCAGUGGAGAGUAUUUCACUCGGGUUGGAGUCGGGAGCCCCGCCAAGGAAUUCUACAUGGUUCUGGAUACGGGCAGCGAUGUAAAUUGGCUCCAAUGCCAACCAUGCUCCGACUGUUAUCAGCAAUCCGACCCGAUCUUCAACCCGGCAGCGUCGACUUCCUACAGUCCACUGACUUGCGACUCUCCACAGUGCAGAUCUCUCGAGACGUCCGGUUGCCAAAGCGAUAAGUGCCUCUACCAAGUGGCGUACGGCGACGGAUCGUACACUGUGGGCGAACUCGUGACCGAAACGGUGUCAUUUGCCAACUCCGGUGCUGUGAACAAUAUCGCAUUAGGGUGCGGCCACGACAACGAAGGACUGUUUGUGGCCUCCGCCGGGUUGCUUGGCCUCGGCGGCGGAAAGCUCUCACUCACUUCGCAAAUCAAAGCCAACUCGUUUUCUUACUGCCUGGUAGAUCGCGACUCGCCCAAGUCUUCUACUCUGGAUUUCAACUCAGCACAACUCGGAGACUCGGUGACCGCUCCAUUAAUGAGAAACAGCAAGAUCGAUACAUUCUACUACGUUCAAGUAAUCGGAAUGAGCGUCGGCGGGCAGCCGGUCUCGAUCCCGCCGGAGCUUUUCCAGAUGGACGACUCCGGUAGGGGCGGAAUCAUCGUGGACUGUGGAACCGCUAUAACUCGGUUGCAGACUCAGGCUUACAACUCGCUUCGCGACUCGUUCACAAAACUCACUACGAACCUCCGUCCCACGAAUCCCGUGGCACUGUUCGACACCUGUUACGAUAUGUCGUCCCUAUCCACAGUCAGGGUCCCAACGGUGGCGUUUCGCUUCGCCGGUGGCAUGGCCCUUGACUUACCAGCAAAGAACUACCUGAUUCCGGUUGACUCUAGUGGGACCUACUGUUUCGCAUUCGCCCCAACGUCGUCGCCUCUUUCAAUCAUCGGAAAUGUGCAGCAGCAAGGGAUCCGGGUCAGCUAUGAUUUGGCUAAUAAUCGGGUCGGGUUCUCGCCCAAUAAAUGUUGAUUUUAGUUGGUAAAAGGGAAUUGACCUUCCUAUCCUUGGAGAAAAAAAAAUAGUAAAUUAAGUGCUAUUAUUUAUAGUAGGAGUGAAUUUUAUUUCACUAAUUAGUAUGAAAAUGAAGAUGCAUGGGGGAACCCACCUAUAAUAAAUUCCCAAAAAGUUUUUUUUUUUUUUUCUCUUAAUAUUAUUGCUUGCUGUAAUAGGAUAGUUCUGUAGGUAAAGAAAAGAAAACCUUAUUUUCAUGGUCAGAAUUGUAAAAAUUUGUGAGUGAUUGUAUGCAAGUUUGCUUUGUAGUUUGUGAUCUAAAUAACAAGUAAUGUUUGUUAUAAGAUGA
Tripterygium wilfordii is the source of this 1950-nucleotide messenger RNA. RefSeq names its product protein ASPARTIC PROTEASE IN GUARD CELL 1-like. The transcript has a single exon. Gene Ontology annotation, biological process: proteolysis. The coding region runs from base 159 to 1619 and encodes 486 amino acids. Gene Ontology annotation, molecular function: aspartic-type endopeptidase activity. Lineage: Eukaryota; Viridiplantae; Streptophyta; Magnoliopsida; Celastrales; Celastraceae. The record is from RefSeq and is a predicted model, not a curated record.